Phymastichus coffea is the source of this 4794-nucleotide messenger RNA. RefSeq lists its product as uncharacterized. The transcript has a single exon. Lineage: Eukaryota; Metazoa; Arthropoda; Insecta; Hymenoptera; Eulophidae. The coding region runs from base 990 to 2012 and encodes 340 amino acids. The record is from RefSeq and is a predicted model, not a curated record.
UGCUCCAGGCCGGCGAAGGCGUCCUCGUGGAUCUGGCUCAGCCGAUUGCUCCCCAGCAGCCUGCGAAACGCCCAGAAAAAGAGCCUCGAGCCGCGACGCUACCCGAACGCUACUCACAGCCCCUGGAGGUUGGCGAAGCCGCCGAAGGCUCGGGCCGGGAGCUCGCUCAGCCCGUUGCCGGUCAGCUCUCUGCAAAAUGUCGCUCGGUCUAAUUGCCGCUCGAAGCUGCUGCCGCCGCCGCCGGCGCCGCCGCCACCGCCGCCGCCACCGCCGCCGCCACUGCUGCUGCUGCUGCUGCUGCUGCGGAGCUGGCGCUCGACUUUCGUUCUUUAUGGAUGCAUUACCGUAAUGGCGAGGGAGCGCGCGACGAUCGAUGCGCGCGUUGCUCGCACGUGCUGCGCUUUCCUAAGUGCUUCCGCGAAACACGCGCGCCUGCUGUUCACCGAGUCGAGACGGAGCGCUUCUGGCUCUCGCGACGCCUGGCCGAAAGUUGCCCGCGAGGACGCCCGUUCCCGGCCGGUCGCCCGCGGCGCUCGCCUAAACGAUCGACCUUACAGCGGCGUCGCUUGGGGGAUUGCUUCGGCGAGCGCGCGGCGACACUCGAGAGCAUUGGCUGCGAAUGAAACGCGAAACGAGCGGCCGAACGUUACGAGAGAAGACGCGCGCCGGGUUAACGACACCGACCAAGGCGUCGUCGUUUCGCCCGCUCGGGCUUGGCGCGCGCCUUCGUCUCCGCUGCGCGCGAGAGCAAUCGCAUCGAUCGGCCAAUCGAAGCCCUCGUUGGGAAAGCGAGAGUGCGCAAAAAAGUGGAGCAGCGCGCGAGGCAAAAGGCGGCGCGCGGCGGAGGGGAGACGGGCGGACGCGAGUAGGGCAGCACGCGCACCGCCGUAGCUCCGAGGCAAUUCGCGCGGCACGUGUUUCACCUGCUGCUGCCGCCGACGCCGCGCGGCUUUUCAUUAAAAUCCCGCGAGCGUUAAGCUCGCUGACAAAUGGAGCUCGCCGUUGUUUCCAGGACGGAGCAACUCGGCGGGGGAGGGACCGCGUCGCGCGAAAACCAACUGGAGAUACGCGCGAACCUUCUCCCCGUUCCGCGAGCGCGGCGACGAGUCUCGAAAUCGGAAGAGCCGACGCGUCAACGCGACUUCGCGCCGGCCUCGCUAGCGGGCCCCCGUGGCCGCUCGCACGUCGGACGCGUCGGCCGCCCGUCUCCUCGCGAAAUCGGCCGUUCGCGCGGCGUAUCUGGCGCGCGGAGCGGCGCUCUCUCGAAAUGGGGAUCGAGGGCCGCGCGAGCGGCGAGCUCCGUUUCUAGGCUGCCGCGGCGCGCGAUUGAGCAACCGCGCGCCUUCGGGCUGAAUUCCUUCGCCGACGCGCCGACGCGCCGACGCGCCGCCGCCAUCCAUCUCCUCGCUCGCCGGUCGAUCGAUCGAUCGAUCGACGGCCGACGCGUCGCGCUCGGCCGACCCAGCGCAGCGCCCGACCGGCCGCUCCGCUGCGCGUCGCUGGCGCGUCGCCCGCCACGCCGAGCCGGCGAUUGCGCUAGGCACGAGAAAGCGAGCCCGGCGACCGCUCGCGUGAGUCAGCGGGUGGAAUCGCGGAUCGAGCCAUCGAGGCUGCGGCUCGCGCCUUUCUCGGCCGAGCCGGCCUUUUUCGUCACGGUCGACUCGCUCGCGCCGGCCGCGCGACCUCGCCGGCGCGCUUCGGAGCUAGGGCGACCCAGGGACCGCGACCCCGGCGGAGUGCGGAGCGUGCGACGAUCCGCGGACGACCGGCUCGACGGGGCGACCCUGUCCUCGCUGCUCCUCGGUUCGUCGACGGCAAUCGGCCGCGAGCGGCGGACGUAUAGCACGCGACGUCGACCGAGGGCCGCGGCCCGACGGGGGAUAAGCGGGAAAAGACGAGAGAGCGGCCGCAAUCUCGGCGAGAUUUGGAGGCAGCCAGCGCGGGAUCAGGCACGGACAAUCGUACGGAGGAAGCGGAGGAACGAGAUUACAGGAGUAAGACGUAUGGAUUAGAGCGCGCCAAGCGAAAGGGGAUCGGCACGAAUUACCGCGGGACGUCUCGUGGCGCUCGAGUGCCGAGGGAGAGCACGGGAGGCGAGGGCAUCGCGCGUAUGAAUGGAACGAAGCGAAACGCCAGUGGGAGGAGAGCGCGCGCGAUAAGGAGGUUCGGGCGAGGGGAGGAGGGGGCAGCUUCCAUAAAAGUCAAUUGGUCUUAGCGGCAGCCAGGCGAUCUCGCUCGCGGCGGUGCCGCCAUACAUAGGAAACAAGCGAAAUACGUGCCGGGAAUUUACCCUCGUUGAAAUCCAGUGCCCGCGCCGAUAGCGCGCGAGAGGCGAGUGGCGAUCGCCGCUUCGCGGCCGCGGCUGUGAUCGAGGGCCCCCCGCCCCCCCGCCUCGGCUUCCGAUCCCGCGCCGGCCGAUCGGCCCGGGAAGCGCUAAAUCAGCGCCCAGAGGGGCACAACUCCCGACGACUUCGUUACGAGGAUCGCUCCUUUCCCCCUCGCGACCACAACGAAGCUCGGCCGGAACUGGCCGGAGGAUCGAUCCGCGGCGCGUGCGACUGGUCGCCUCGACGCGCUCGGAAUUCGCGGCGAGGAGCUCGGCCAUCGGACCGGCAAAUGGGCCCGCGCGCGGCGUUAUGCAAGAGGGGCGCCGCGGCCGCGGGCCACGAGAGCCCAUCCAGUUGCGGCUCUCGCGGGCGUCCCGCACGGACGAUUCGCCGAGCGUGGCAUCGUCGCGAACGGCGGGCUCCGGGGCGACGGGAUCGGGCGUCUGGCGCGCGCAUCGGACUCGAUUAGGCCGGGGGCGGCUGCGCGGCCAAUUAGCUGAUUGCCGAGAGGAGCUCCGAGGAGAUCCCCGAGCCGACGCCCGCGGGGACGCCCGGCGCGGACCGGCCGACGGACGCGGGCAUUGUUCUCGCUCGGCUUUAUGCGAAUGUAACUGGCGGCGUCGUCGACGAGCGCGCGCUCGCCGCUUUUACGAUUGCCGCGCGUCCGAGGCGACGAUAAGAGCGCUUGGGCACUGACCCCUCGUAAAACGGCUGUCUUUUCGCGGGGCUCCGCGCGGAAUCAGUCGAUAUUCCGCAAGCUCGGCGGCCGCGCUCCCCGUCGUCGCGAAACGGGGUUACGGCUAUUUCCGGGCUCCGAGGUGCGCCCCCGUCGAAACUCAAUUAGCCGUGCGUCCCGAAAAACGCGCUCGCGAGCUCUGCCGCCAGGCGAGCCGUUCGAUCGCCGUCGCCCUCGGCCGCGCGAGUCUGGAGAAUGACAGCGCGAGUGAGAGAGAAGGCUAUAACCGGCGCGGGCGCAGUAUUAAUAAACUGCGAGCGAGCUCUCGCUCUCGAGUUUCGCCCAUAUAAAUCAGAGGUUUUCCGCCGCCUCGCUCGGCAGCGACUAAUUGAUCGCGCGGCGAGCUAUUCGCGGACAGCCUUCUCCUCGAUUCUCGUCGAUUAUCGCCGGCUGAAUAAUUCAAGGCGCACUCGGCGCCCAUGUGCGGCCGGUCGCGCGCCCGAAAUUGCGUUAUUUACGCGCGGCGCAAGUUUUCCGCGGAGGAAUUCCCACGGCGCGGUCGCGCGCGCCCUCGUCGUCGCCGCCGUCGCCGUCGCCUCGCGGGACGCGAUCGAUCCGGCCGCGAUAUCGAGCGACGAUCGGGAUCGCCGCGGUCGAGCCGCGCCCCGGGAGGCCAAUUAACGGGCGACUCGGGCUCGAGCCGGUUGCCGAGGGGCAGCGAACCGCGAUCGGAAGCGGACGAGCAAAGCGAGGCAUAUCAACGAGGUAUUACGCGGCUGGGUGGGCGGCGUCAGGAGCGACACGAUCAGCCGACUCGGACGGCGCGAACGAUCGUCCUCCGCAGCCCCGAAGAUUGACGAGCGCUCGUAUAUAUACGCGCGAGCUUCCGAGUGCCAAUUAACGUGUCGUUGCUCGCCGCUUCGCGGUGCUCGCUGCCUCGGGCCAUUUGGCGCGUUCGAAAAUACCGCGCUCGCUUCCCGGCGCCGCCGAUUUCUCCGUGCGCAAAUCUCCCGGACCGACUGUUAACACGACGGGCGGCUGUGCGUCUCGCCUCUCCCUGCCCCCGCGCGCCCCGCGCACUCCGCCUGAAGAUUAGCGGGCUGCCGCGGCGCUGAUUAAUAUCCGGAUCCCCGCCUGCUCCAAGAGGAAGUUCGUCCGCUCUGCCGCGAAUAUUUACGACGGCGAGCUCUUUCUCCGGCAGAGAGGCAGAGUCGCAGAUGCGCGCGGGCUGCGAGUCGAUUAGCCGUGGCGGGGAGUUUUCGCGCAGCGAGUGCGACUGACGUGCCCCAGCGCGCGACGACCCAUUACGCCGGCAUCGGUGGAUUGCUGGCUCGCGCGCUUAUCGCCGGCUCGAACGCGGCUCCCGUGGACGGACGACCCGGGUGCCCUCGGGACGGCGGCCAAAGUUGCGGGUCCCGAGCGACCGCGCCGCAAGAGUCGGCGGACGAGUCCGCGGCGCGUUAAUCGAAAAAGACUCGGCCGGCAAAGUUUGCGAGCGCUCGGAGACGCCCGCCGGACGGGGGCGGCGAGGGGCGAUAGAUCGCGGGAAGCGCAAACGAAUGUUUAUAGCGAAAGUUGGAAGAAGCGCGGCAAGCCGAGGCGACAUUAGCGGGGAAAUAACGGGCGCGCGUACGCGCUCGUCCCGCGACGCGCGGGCCGUUACGUCGCGUUAUAUAGGUCGAUCAUUUCCGAUUAUCCCGACGGAGCUGGCUGGCGGGACGGCCGCGCGCUCGCCCGUCGGCCGCCAAGAAGCCGCGGCGGCGGGCGCUCCGCGGCCGCCCCGUCGCCCCG